Molecule: messenger RNA, 1737 nt
Organism: Neltuma alba
Lineage: Eukaryota; Viridiplantae; Streptophyta; Magnoliopsida; Fabales; Fabaceae
Product: heat stress transcription factor B-2b-like
Exons: 2
Coding region: 446-1408 (320 amino acids)
Biological process (GO): regulation of transcription by RNA polymerase II
Cellular component (GO): nucleus
Molecular function (GO): RNA polymerase II cis-regulatory region sequence-specific DNA binding; DNA-binding transcription factor activity
Source: RefSeq, a predicted model, not a curated record
CUAUUCAGGGAAAGAUAGGCGCCACCAUUUCUUCCAUGGUCAUGACAUGUAUGAUACAUGUGUUGACAUUAUCAUGCUAAUUCACAUGAGAGCAUGGAAACGAAAACAAACAAAUAAACGGAAGUUUCUCGAUUAAAAGACGUAACGUAGUACCUUCUAGCGUUUUCCUUUCCUUUUCCUUCCUCCUUUCUCUCUCUUCCCCCCUUUUCCCCUCUUUCAUUCCAUUUUCUCUCUCCUUCAUAAAUUCUCACGAGAACCUUCUAGAAAUACUCUCAUCGUUCCUCCAUCCCUUCCCUCCUUCCACUUUCUCCCUCCUCUCUCUUCCUGGCUCACCUUCCAGCGAUGCCUAUCAUGAACCCUCCCAAAAGCACCACUUUCAGGUAAAUUUUUACGAGUUAACCUCAUCUCAAGGUUGUAUUUUUCGGGCUUUUCUGGCUUGUCUUAUAUGGCUCCGCCGCCGGUGGAUCACAACGGCGAGUCCACGGCCGGUGACACCCAGAGAUCUAUCCCAACGCCGUUCCUUUCCAAAACGUAUCAGCUCGUCGACGAUCACAUCAUAGACGAUGUGAUUUCCUGGAACCAAGACGGAUCUACUUUCAUCGUUUGGAACCCUACCGAAUUCGCCAGAGAUUUGCUUCCUAAAUAUUUUAAGCACAACAACUUCUCCAGCUUUGUUCGCCAACUCAACACCUAUGGAUUCAGAAAGGUUGUGCCUGAUCGGUGGGAAUUCUCGAACGAGUGUUUCCGCAGAGGCGAGAAACGACUUCUGUGCGAAAUACAACGACGGAAGAUUUCAACGCCUUCGACGCCGACAACGACGUCCCCGGCAGCGAAGGCCGGAGCCACUGCGACUGUGGCGGUGCCGGGGCCGGUGUCGUUGACUUCUAUACCGACGGCGAUGCCGAUCAUCUCGCCAUCAACCUCAGACGAGGAGCAGGUGAUUUCGUCGAGUUCGCCGUCCUCGAAAGCUCCGGCCGAGCUCAUAGACGAGAACGACAGGCUGCGAAAAGAGAACGUGCAGCUGUCGAAGGAAUUAGCGGACAUGAGAUCUCUCUGUAACAAUAUUUUCUCUCUAUUAUCUAACUACGCCAACAACCAAAUCGAUGGCGCUCUGCAAGGAAAAGACACCGUGAAACCGUUGGAUUUAAUGCCAUCGAAACGGAACUCCGGGGAGGAGGAGCCGCCAUCGGUGGAAGAGUUAAAUCCGAAGCUGUUUGGGGUGGCGAUUGGUGCGAAGAGAGCGAGGGAAGCGAGCGGGGGAGCGGAGGAGGAGGACACACUGCUAAGCUUGCAUCAGCCGGGGCCAGCGGAGGUGAAAUCUGAGCCGUUGGAUUGUCAGAACCAUCGAGAGAACCAGGAGACGCCGUGGUUCAAUCAUUGCGACAGAGCAAAUAGUGUGUGUAAUUAGCACACACCAGUGAGGGAAUACGGUUAGAUUAGAAUAGGAACGGCGCAGAGAAUCCGAGUCCCCACAAACGGAGACGCACGUACGAGCCAAGGGUCACGUGCGCGGGGACCGAUUCCGAGAAGCUUCUCAGAGGCGCAUUCACAAGAGUCUGCUUCUUUGAAAGAAAAUUAGAAAACGAUACCCUCUCUCUCUCUCUCUUCUUUCUGUAGUUAACUAUUUUGUUUUUUCUAUUUUUGCAUUGAAUUGAACUUUUUAUGUAGAUCCAUAUUUUUAUUUAAAUUCGUCGCCCCAAGUAAGUGAAAUACAUGUGCGAUGUGCCCUUUUUAUUU